AAUAAGCUACUGUUUUUAUGUCGCUGGUAGAUGGAUAAAUUAUAAAUAUCGUUGGCCAGGCUGUAGCCACUAAAUUUAACGAAAUACCCGAAAGGAGGCUUAUUGAAAGAAUAAACUUAUCUGUGCCCUGGAAGUUUGAGGAUGGAGGGCAGUGAGGGAAACAGCUCUGCACACCAAGGAUCUGGUGUUGGAGCUAUGAACUUAUAUGCCACUCUGGGGCUCUCUCCAGAAGACGUGGAUGCUCUGGCCCAGAUUCCAGAGAACGAGAUCAGUGUGGAGACGUUGCCUUAUCUGAUAAUGCAACUGAAGGCCAAUCGAGCAAAGCAAGAGGAGCAGGGAGAGGCCUCCCCAAAGAGAGACAGCCGGCAGGAGGAUACAGAUGAUGGAGUCCUUAGCAAACGGGACAGUCCCCCUGCAGUACCUCGCCGGUCAAACAGCCAUUGUGACACUGACUAUAGGAGAGUGGAGAUUCACAGUCGACCAGAGCGGCAGACAAGGAGAGAUUCCCGUCACAAUUGGUCCUCAAGGGAAAAACCAUCAGACACCCAGCAAAGGUUUCCUUUCUCCUAUCAAGUGGAUGAUUUUCAUGGAGUUGUGCCCAAGAUUUACCCACACACAUGCUCUCUAUGCUUAUGCAUGUUGAAUUCUACUAAGGCAUGGAAGGAUCAUCUCAAUGGAUUAAGCCACGUGGAGGGCUGUCGAGAACUCCUGCGUCUAUAUCCAGAUUGGAAAAGACAUGAUACACGGAAGGAAAUGUCCAACUCCAUCCCAAGUAGAGAUGCUAUUUCACCGCCCAGGAGAACGCCACGUCCUGCUAUGCCUUACAAGAGACAACAUAGCUCAGACCGCGUAGGAGGUGAAGUCUGGUCUGCACCAGAAAGACACCAUUUGAAGCCCAAGGCUGGCACAAAGGUGGUGGUUACAAAAUUUCCCCUUGGCUCUGUUGGUGUAGAAGACUUGAUGACUUUGGCUAAGCCAUUCGGCACAGUUGUAAAACAUCUGGUGUUCCCCUGCAAGGGAUUCCUGGAGUUUGAUUCUCACAAAGAGGCUGCCAAUAUGGUGAAUCACUUCAGUGAAAAGCAUGCAUUCCUGAAGGGAAACAAGUUGACUCUGUACCUGUCACCGAUGGUGUGCAGUAUUCAUCCGCCAAGGUUGGAUGAACCACCAGAAAAACGGCAGACCAAACAAGUUACCAAUACAGUGGUUUGUUUUUCCCGCCUACCUCCUGGGAAGGAAAGAGAAUCAGAGAUUCUUGAUCUCGCCAAGAUGUUUGGGAAUGUGCGGCAUUCAACAUUUUCAAGUGAUCAGGCCCUGAUUGAGAUGGUAGAUUGGAAGGAUGCUGACAUUAUGGUGAAGUACUACCACUCCAACCCCCUCAAGAUCAAUGGAAAGAGUGUCAAAGUAAUCUUGUCAUCGUCACUGAAGCGCCUUAGAGAAAGUCCUGACUCCACCACAUCCAGAAGAGCAGAUUCCAGUAAAGGCCGCAGCAGCAGACACAAGAGCGAGGAGACUAGCAAGACCUCAAACUCCACGAACAAAGAGAAACCCAGUACAGGUGAACAACCCGCUGAGAAAGUGACGGAACAAGGAGAAGGUCAACAAAGCACCUCAGAAGAGGUCAAGGAAGUGGUCAAGCAGGACAUCAAGGAGGGGGAGAUUGAGGGGUUGGUCAAAGAAGAGGACAUUGAUUUGGAAAACAAAGAUCUAGAUGGAAAGGGCAUCCAGAUGGAACCUGAACAAUGCUUGUUAGAUGAUGAGGUUGGUGCUGGUGUAGAUACUAAAAACCCAGCUCCUUACAAAAGUGCUUCUCUGGUGGCUGAUUCUAAAGAUAAGGGGGAACCCGAAAUCUCAGAACUGUUGGCAGACGAUACCUUGGAGGAUUCUGACAUCAAGGCUGCCGAUGAUCCAGCUCUGUGUGAUGCUGACGUCUCAAUGGAGAACAUGCUGGAACAGGAGAGCUUUCAUGAAGAUGACAAUAUGGAUUUCCCUGAGAAUAUGGAUGACUUCGUUACAUUGGAUGAACUCGACGACAGUACUGGAGGGGACACGUUGCUGGAGUCAAAGAAUACUUCAUGGGAUGGAAAAGUUGUCCAUAUUAGCCCAAUUAGAAAGGGCUAUGGAAACGUGGUGGUGGCCCUAUUGAAACUGGCAGAGCGAGCAAACGUGAAAGUUGUCGACCAUGCCAUAUCCUUCCUCAGACAGGAGGCAUGGUUAGAGCUUGAUACUACCGAGGAAGUACGUGAAAUGGUGAAAUUCUACAAAGGAAAAGGACAGUUGUUGAGGAAACAUGUCAAUGUUAGCAUGUGCUUUUCACAGAAGAAGUUGGAGAGGCCUAGUGGAAGAUCCAUCUACAUUUGUAUGCUUCCACUCCAGAAGUACUCGGAUGUCUCUCUUUUACGACUUGCCCAGCCUUUUGGGAAAAUCACUGGCUAUAAUUUGAACUGGCAUCAUGGAAAGUGUUAUAUCCAGAUGGAGUGUGUGGACGCCGCUCAGAAAAUGGUGAAGUACUUCCAACGUCCACACAAGUUUUACGGGACCCUGUUAAGAGUCAGUCUGUGCAAAAAGGGAGACUCACUAAUAUACUGGAAGCCACCAGUCAAAUAUGAGCUGUGGUUGUCUGGUCAGAACAACAGAAGAUCAAGAGAUCACCAAGAAGAUGAAAAGACUAAUGGCCAGUCAGCCAAAAGCCCCUAUCCAGAGGAUGUCCAGAGUCCUGUGUCUGACAGUGAGGGGGUCUGUGGGGACCCUGAGGGUGAGGUAGCCAGUGGUGUGGAAGCUAUCCCAAAGGAGGAGAAGCAGGAGGAACCUCUGGGUCCUUAUCAACCUGACAACCCUGUUGGGUUAGACUAUCUGCUGCCAAUGACUGGAUUCUUCUGCAAGCUGUGCAACAUCUUCUACACCAAUGAGGAAACAGCCAAAUCAGUCCACUGUAGCAGUGAGGAACAUUAUCUGAACCUUAAGAGAAAGAUGGAUACAGACCUCGGCUGAUUGAGAGGAUUGUCGUCCACCUGUGGUCUUCCCAGAGGAAGGCCGUUUUCGUAUAAACGUUUCUGUCCAGUUUGUUUAACAUUCCAGUCUCUUCUGUCACUGUUGACAACAGUAACCCAUUUGAAAUUAAUUAAUACAACCUAUUACGAAAUGUAGUCCCAUUCUGUGGUUAUGAAUAGUACCUUGAUUUAGUUUCUUCUUAUUGAAUAAACAAAUGUGACUUAUUCUUUUA
Molecule: messenger RNA, 3220 nt
Organism: Salvelinus namaycush (lake trout)
Lineage: Eukaryota; Metazoa; Chordata; Actinopteri; Salmoniformes; Salmonidae
Product: matrin-3-like
Exons: 21
Coding region: 142-2988 (948 amino acids)
Cellular component (GO): nucleus
Molecular function (GO): RNA binding; zinc ion binding
Source: RefSeq, a predicted model, not a curated record